Kwoniella mangroviensis CBS 8507 is the source of this 1203-nucleotide messenger RNA. RefSeq lists its product as uncharacterized. The transcript is spliced from 7 exons. The record is from RefSeq and is a predicted model, not a curated record. The coding region runs from base 1 to 1203 and encodes 400 amino acids. Gene Ontology annotation, cellular component: cytoplasm. Gene Ontology annotation, molecular function: 2-oxoglutarate-dependent dioxygenase activity. NCBI's taxonomy places the organism in Eukaryota, Fungi, Basidiomycota, Tremellomycetes, Tremellales, Cryptococcaceae.
AUGGCUCCUAUCGCCCUAGACACCGCUUCUCCAGCCGCUGCCCCUCCAGCGAAAUCAUCCCUUGAGGAUAUCGCCGCAUUGAAAGCAGCUCUGAAAGAGGCGAAGGCUGAAAUUGUCUUACCUCCUGAUAAUACCCUUCGAAGAUAUCAAAAAGCCGGUAUAGAUCUUUCAGGAGGAUAUCCUUACUUCCCACCUAAGCCUGAUUACGUCCAGGAAGUAGGCAAAAUUCGAGAAAAUCUCCGAGAAUAUAAGGAUCCGGGGUUGAGAGCUGAUAAAGAGAAGAAAGCUUUGUUUGGAGCUGCGAAAGAACUUAGAGAUCUGACGAAAUGGAUUGGUACUGAGAUCGUAGGAUUACAACUCAAAGAUCUGACUGAUCAACAAAAAGACGGACUCGCUCUACUUGUAUCGGAGCGAUCCAUAGUCUUCUUCCGAGACCAAGAUAUAUCACCUCAACAACAACAAGAGCUCGGUAUCUACCUCGGGGACGGUGAGAUCGAAAGACACCCUCAAGCUGCCCAAGUACCAGGUGUUGGAGGAGGUAUCACCCUGAUAUGGGAACAGGGCAGGAAAGAUAAAGUAUACAGCGGACGAUCUCAUCGAGUACCCUAUGGAGGUGGUCAAUUUGGUUGGCACACAGAUUUGGUCCAUGAAGUAUACCCACCCGGAUGCACCCACUUACAUCAAGAUACUGUUCCUGAAGUAGGAAGAGAUACCCUCUGGGCAUCAGGAUAUGCAGCUUACGAUAAGCUCUCUCCCGCAUUCAAGAAAGUCAUUGACGGACUGAAUUACAAGGACGAGAACGACCCAGAGGGAAAUAAGAAGUUUGUCGAAAGGACGCAUCCGCUAGUCAGAACUCAUCCGGUCACUGGUUGGAAAGCUUUAUGGAUCAAUCAAGCUAUGACCUCCCACAUUGAAGGUUUCGAUGAAGCUGAAUCGGACGCUAUCCUGAAUUACUUAUAUAACGUCUAUGAGCGAUCGACCGAUAUCCAAGUUAGAUGGCAUUGGACCCCCGGAACAUCGGCUAUCUGGGAUAAUAGAUCUACUAUUCAUACAGUUUCGUAUGAUUAUGAUGGGGAGAGACAUGGUACAAGAGUCUCGUCUUUGGCUGAGAAACCAUACUACGACCCCAACUCGAAAUCUAAAGCUGAGGCUUUACAACUCAAAGGAUGGCUGAAUACUCCGGAUGUAGCUUCUAGGUAUUAA